Molecule: messenger RNA, 1465 nt
Organism: Schizophyllum commune H4-8
Lineage: Eukaryota; Fungi; Basidiomycota; Agaricomycetes; Agaricales; Schizophyllaceae
Exons: 2
Coding region: 64-1026 (320 amino acids)
Biological process (GO): lipid biosynthetic process
Molecular function (GO): iron ion binding; oxidoreductase activity
Source: RefSeq, a predicted model, not a curated record
CGCACUCUAAUUUCGCUCCGCGCGAUCGUCAGUUGCACCACCCGCUCCUUGCCUCCUCCCACCAUGGCGAACACGACGGUGGCCCUUAACGGCGAGCACAUCGCGCUCCCCUUCCCGACGACCGCGCCCCUAUACUAUGUCGACCGACCGAACAUCUUCGACGGGAUCUCCGACCAGUGGGCGUCGCUCGCGGGACCUCUCAUCGCGUACUGGGGCCUGUCGCUGUUCUUCCAUUGGCUCGACAUGUCCGAGUGGAAGUGGCUGGACAGGUACAGGAUACACGAGUCGGCGGAGGUGAAGAGCAAGAACCUCGUCUCAAGGCGGGAGGUAUUCGUCGCGGUCGUCUUCCAGCAUAUCGUGCAGACGGCGCUCGGAUACUUGUGGCUGGAUGACGAGCAGGCACCUGCGGACCAUAUCGCCGGCAUGGCGAAGAUUGCGAACGCAUUGGCCCCCGCGACUGCUACGAUCUUGGGCGCGUCGCGCUCCCUCAUGUACCUCCCCGACAUCGCGUACUUCGUGUAUUGGUGGGCAAUCCCCACCGUGCAGCUGUUGGGUGCUAUGGUCAUCAUCGAUACCUGGCAGUACUUCCUUCACCGUCUCAUGCACGAGAACAAAUGGCUCUACCGCCAGUUCCACUCCUGGCACCACCGCCUCUACGUGCCAUACGCCUUCGGCGCGCUCUACAACCACCCCGUCGAGGGCUUCCUCCUCGAUACCGUUGGCGCCGGCAUCGCCGAGGCCGCCACCGGCAUGUCCCUCCGCCAGGCGCUCGUCCUCUUCGUCGUCUCAACGCUGAAGACGGUCGACGACCACUGCGGGUACAAGCUCCCCUUCGACCCGCUGCAGCUCAUCACGAGCAACAACGCGGACUACCACGACAUCCACCACCAGCAGGUGGGCAUCAAGUCGAACUACGCGCAGCCGUUUUUCGUGCACUGGGAUACGCUCCUGGGCACGCGGAUGACGCGCGGGGAUAUGGCGGAGCGCAAGCGGAAGCUGCUGGAGAAAAGGCAAAAGGCCGAGUAGAUGGCCGCUAAUGUACUUGUGUUCGCGGUCGUUGUGUGUUUGAUACCUGGUACCAGCUUCUCGUCUUCUCGUUCGCCCCUCUACAUACGUUUACACCCCUCCCCUCCCCUCGAUCACUCGGCUGUCCGUCGUCCCCCGCCCUCCAAGUCGUGUCUUCUCGCCUUCCAGGACGUCUGUCGCCUCUCAGCUGUAAUGUGUCUAUCAUUUAUUGGUUAUCUGUCGUUCAUGGAUGUACUCUACCUCCCAGCUCCUUACAGUUCCUGGCAUAGGAUUAAUCGAAUCGGUCUCAAUGUACACACGAUGCGCGAAGCCCUUGUAUCUGGCUGUUUGAUGCUCUGAGUAAGGAGGUCAGAGUCGUGAGGUAGCCCUACCUUGAUCGUCAUGUCGCCAUGUACGGUUGGCGUCCCUCUCUUCCUUUCUAUAAUGGUCUUUACUGGUG